AAUGGAGUGGAUGAAUGAUAAUGUAGCGAUGGAGAGGGUGUUCUUCCUACUGAUUCUGUGUUCCCUGUCUUCAAUUGCUUCAUCGCAGAGCGACACUCUGAAACAAGGUGAUGUGCUGAAAGCAUCUGAUGAAUCCAAUUUACUUGUUUCUGCGAGCAACACUUACAGUUUGGGAUUCUUUAUGCCGGAGAGAACCAAGAGGACCUAUUUAGCAAUACGGCUCGCCUACUCCGAUUGGGAUAAACCGGUAUGGAUAGGGAACAGAGAUGCACCUCUCCCCACAAUUUCUUCUGCCAGCCUUCACAUAGAUGCUUAUGGGAGAUUGAUACUCGCACAUAAUGAGGAACAAGACAACUCUUACCUGCUUUCAUCAAAGCAAACUAGCCUCAAUGUCACAGCAACUUUACUGAAUUCCGGCAAAUUGGUGCUCCGGGAGGUCAACACCGAUGGUUCAUUCGGAGAGGAACUGUGGAGUAGUUUUGACAAUCCCACGGAUACCCUUUUGCCGGGGAUGAAGUUAGGAGUGGACCAUAGAACGGGUAGGAACUGGGCUCUAAGAUCAUGGCAAGACGAUGAUAUUCCGUGGACAGGGGCAUAUAGUCUAGAGUGGGAACCAAGCAAGCGUCGACUGGUUAUAAAGUACGGAGGAGUGGUUCGCUGGACUAGUGGAGAGUUGAUGACUGCUUCUAAUUUCCAGCACAUCCGAGCCAGUCAAAACUAUAAAUUCGUUAACAUUUCGACCAAAGAAGAAGAGCAUUUCAGCUACCUAUUCACGUUUAAUCCAUAUUUACCUCAGCCUGACUUUCUUCUCCAGGGUUGGAGAUUGGACGCUUUAGGCAUUUUGAGCAUAACAUCUGAUGGUGGGUCGAUUAUGGACGUGGGCGAGUGCUACGGGUACGAGAAUGAAACUCAGCAGUCAAAAGGGUGCGAGUUAUGGGAACAACCCAAGUGCAGGGGUGAUGGUCAGACGUUUGAGGAAAGAUAUGGGAGAUUUGUGUUUCACACUGAAAAUGAAGCCCUACAAAUCCAAGCCACACCCAUUUCUAAUUGUAGUGAUAGCCCCAGUGACUGCAGGGAAUAUUGCUGGAAUGACUGCCACUGCGUUGGUUAUAGGAGCAACAAUGAGGGGGUGUGUGAGUGCUGGAUGGGAACAUCGUCUUUGCAAUUUGAAGAGGACACCACUGGUAAUGCGGUGGAAUCUGUAUAUGUUCUAAACCGUCCAGCUGAGGGUAAGUCAAGAAUUAAGAAGUGGAUAUGCCGGAUUCUUAUACCCACAGCAAUAUCCCUACUCCUGCUAGGCUUUCUUCUAUUGUGGUGGAGACGGAGAAAACAAGAGGAAGCAAGAAAGGAGCAAGAACUGAAGGAUUUAUUCACAUUAGAUGAUUAUACUGAUAUUCAUGAACUCAACAACGGUGAAAAUGUCAGUAUUAAAGUUUUUACGUACGAAUGGAUUGUCGCUACGACAAACAACUUCUCACUUAAUUGCAAGUUAGGACAAGGCGGAUUUGGAACUGUUUACAAGGGAGUAACACCUGAAGGACAAGAAGUAGCUAUAAAACAAUUGUCAGAGAGAUCAAAACAAGGAAUAGUAGAGUUCAAAAACGAGGUGAUAUUGAUUGCUAAACUCCAGCACACAAAUCUUGUAAAGCUGCUUGGUUUUUGCAUUCACAAGGAUCAAAAGAUGCUCAUUUACGAGUUCAUGCUCAAUAAAAGUUUAGAUUUUUACCUCUUUGAUCAAAAUCCAAUAGGGUAUUUGUCUUGGAAAAGACGCAUCAACAUAAUUGAAGGAAUUGCACAAGGUUUACUUUACCUUCACAUGUAUUCAAGAGUUCGAAUCAUUCAUAGAGAUAUGAAAGUCAGCAACAUACUACUUGAUGAGAAUAUGAAUCCAAAAAUUUCAGACUUUGGAAUAGCCAAGAUACUCAAGCAAAAUGCUACAGAAGCAAACACGAUGAGACUAGUUGGAACAUUUGGUUACAUGGCACCUGAGUAUGUCUUGCAUGGUGUGUUCUCUAUGAAGUCGGAUGUCUAUAGUUUUGGAGUAUUAGUACUGGAGAUUGUAAGUGGCAAGAAGAAUAAUGGUUUCCACUGUGAGGAUGGUCCCCUGAAUUUGGUAGAACAUGCAUGGGAGUUAUGGAACAAAGAUGCAGUUUUACAGCUAGUGGAUCCAUCAUUAAUAAGCAAUUUGUGUGGCAAUGAAGAACAGUUGCGUAGAUGCAUCAAUGUAGGACUACUAUGUGUAGAAGAUUCUGCUGUCGACCGACCAUCCAUGGCUGAUGUGGUUUCCAUGUUUACCAAUGAAAAUUUGGCAUUGCCAAAGCCCAAAAAACCUGCAUUUGUAUCAAGAUUCGGUGUGAGUGACACAUUUCAAGAUGGCCAGUCAAGAAAGUUCACAGUGAAUGAACUCUCUAUUUCCACCAUGGAGGCAAGAUAGUUUUGCAAUUUGGUGAACUUCCCUCGGCAGACUCGAAGAGAGGAAUAUCAUACUGAUCAUUUUCAAGGAAGUCACUAACCAAAGGUGGGGAGUCAUAAAAAAUUAUAAAGUCCAAGAUUUGGUUCCGUGGGAGGCAUGUCAUCAACCACUUUAUUUUGUUAGUUAUAAAUGUGCUUAACCUCCACAAAAGUGAGUGAGAUGAGAACAAUGUUAUUAAUUUCAAGAAUAAUACUAUAUAUAUAUUUUCAAUUUUUAUUCUAAGUUGUACUCUAUUGACUUGGUUUGCUUGAUUAAAAAAACACUACAGUAUAGUUUUUA
Messenger RNA from Ipomoea triloba (trilobed morning glory), 2752 nucleotides. Its product is annotated as G-type lectin S-receptor-like serine/threonine-protein kinase At1g67520. Gene Ontology annotation, molecular function: ATP binding; protein serine/threonine kinase activity. Gene Ontology annotation, biological process: protein phosphorylation. The transcript is spliced from 7 exons. Lineage: Eukaryota; Viridiplantae; Streptophyta; Magnoliopsida; Solanales; Convolvulaceae. Bases 2 to 2434 code for a protein of 810 amino acids. The record is from RefSeq and is a predicted model, not a curated record.